Molecule: messenger RNA, 879 nt
Organism: Talaromyces rugulosus
Lineage: Eukaryota; Fungi; Ascomycota; Eurotiomycetes; Eurotiales; Trichocomaceae
Exons: 2
Coding region: 1-879 (292 amino acids)
Source: RefSeq, a predicted model, not a curated record
AUGGCCGAUCACAACGCGACUCUAUUACCUGCACCUGGAACUCUUGCCAUACCGCUGACGCAGAUGCGCCAGCAGGCCGGGAUUCGCCUGCCCCAAGACGACUGGACCGGAGUAACCGAUCGGGAGGCACGGAAGAAGUUGCAGAAUCGAUUGAACCAGAGAGCACAUCGCUUGAGGAGAAAAGACGACACGCGAAGCCGCAAAGCGCUUAGCCAACAAACAAGUCCAAAAUACAAUUCCCCUCAGGAGAGCGAAGUAGAUGUGCAUAAAGAUUGGGAUGCACCUGUCAUAUGUACUUCCACUGCGGCAAACAUAGUGCGGCGCCGGAUUGAAGCUGCAGCCUACAAAAGCUACUUGGAAGGCGCCCCGAAACUAGAGCAUUUAAUCAGUUUAAGCCGGUUAAAUGUUCACCGAGCGGUGAGAGAUAAUAUCGACGCCAUUGGAAUGACAGCCAGCUGGAUGGUCGAUGAUGAUUCGAUAUCUAUAUUCAACCUUCAGGUGCCCGGCUUCACCGAAGAUGAUAUUCCACUUAGCCUACGUCCUACAGUCAUUCAGCGUAAGGUCCCGCAUCACCCUUGGCUGGAUUUUUUCCCAUUUCCCCGUAUGCGCGAUAAUCUGAUUCUUGCUGGUGAUUCGUUUGACGACGGGCAAUUAUGUCAUGAUAUGACCGCAUUCUGGGACAAUAAAAGUGUCGGAACAACCUUGCUUGUUUGGGGACAGCCAUGGGACCCGAAUAAUUGGGAAGUAAGCGAAGCUUUUAUUAGAAAGUGGGGAUGGUCUCUGAAGGGGUGCUUAGAAAUCUUGCAGUCGACUAAUACAUGGAGGCGACGCCGAGGAGAUGCUCCUCUGGUGUGGCAAAGGAUAGUCGAAGUGCAUUGA